Messenger RNA from Rhinolophus ferrumequinum (greater horseshoe bat), 1590 nucleotides. It is a transcript of the gene SMYD3, whose product is annotated as SET and MYND domain containing 3. The record is from RefSeq and is a predicted model, not a curated record. The coding region runs from base 101 to 1387 and encodes 428 amino acids. NCBI's taxonomy places the organism in Eukaryota, Metazoa, Chordata, Mammalia, Chiroptera, Rhinolophidae. The transcript has 12 exons. Gene Ontology annotation, molecular function: protein binding; histone H4 methyltransferase activity. Gene Ontology annotation, cellular component: nucleus.
GUGCGCGCGCAGGGCGCAGGCGCGCGGCCCCGGCUGCCCGCGAGAAGCCAGCCAGCUGCGGGACGCGGCUGGCGUCUGACGUGCGGAGACUGUGAAAAGGAUGGAGCCGCUGAAGGUGGAAAAGUUCAGCACCGCCGAUCGGGGACACGGGCUGCGCGCCUUGGCGCCCCUGCGCCCUGGAGAGCUGCUCUUCCGCUCCGAUCCCUUGGCGUACACGGUGUGCAAGGGGAGUCGUGGCGUUGUCUGCGACCGCUGCCUUCUCGGGAAGGAAAAGCUGAUGCGAUGCUCUCAGUGCCGGGUUGCCAAAUACUGUAGCGCUAAGUGUCAGAAAAAAGGUUGGCCGGACCACAAGCGGGAAUGCAAAUGCCUGAAAAGCUGCAAACCCAGAUAUCCUCCGGAUUCUGUCCGACUUCUUGGCAGAGUUGUUGUCAAACUUAUGGAAGAAACCCCCUCUGAAUCGGAGAAACUUUACUCAUUUUAUGAUCUGGAGUCAAAUAUUAACAAGCUGACUGAAGAUAAGAAAGAGGGCCUCAGGCAACUGGCAAUGACAUUUCAACAUUUCAUGAGAGAAGAAAUACAGGAUGCUUCUCAGCUGCCACCUUCCUUUGACAUUUUUGAAGCCUUUGCAAAAGUGAUCUGCAAUUCGUUCACCAUCUGUAAUGCUGAGAUGCAGGAAGUCGGCGUUGGCCUGUAUCCUAGCAUGUCUUUGCUCAAUCACAGCUGUGACCCCAACUGUUCGAUUGUGUUCAACGGGCCCCACCUCUUACUGCGUGCAGUCCGAGAUAUCGAGGCCGGGGAGGAGCUCACCAUCUGCUACCUGGACAUGCUGAUGACCAGUGACGAGCGCCAGAAGCAGCUGCGGGACCAGUACUGCUUUGAAUGUGACUGUUUCCGAUGCCAAACCCAGGACAAGGAUGCCGAUAUGCUAACCGGUGAUGAGCAAGUAUGGAAGGAAGUUCAAGAAUCCUUGAAACAAAUUGAAGAACUGAAGGCACAUUGGAAGUGGGAACAGGUCCUGGCCAUGUGCCAGAAGAUCAUAAACCACAAUUCUGCACGGCUUCCUGAUACCAACAUCUAUCAGCUGAGGGUGCUGGACUGCGCCAUGGACGCCUGCAUCAACCUGGGUCUGUUGGAGGAGGCGCUGUUCUACGGUAUUCGGACCAUGGAGCCAUACAGGAUCUUCUUCCCCGGAAGCCACCCCGUCAGAGGUGUGCAGGUCAUGAAGGUUGGCAAAUUGCAGUUACAUCAAGGCAUGUUCCCCCAGGCAAUGGAGAACUUGAGACUGGCUUUUGAUAUUAUGAGAGUGACACACGGCAGAGAGCACAGCCUCAUUGAGGAUUUGAUCCUACUCUUAGAAGAAUGCGACGCCAACAUAAGAGCAGCCUAACUGAGCCCAGUCGGGUGGAAAGACGGCUUAUGCCUCGAUUGAAUGCCUUACCGAGAUCACACACUCAAUACUUGGUUUGCUGUGCAACCCUCCCCUGUUAGAAAUGUUGUUCUGUGUUUAUGUAGGUUUGCCAACUACAAGAAUCAUUAGUUGUAGAGAAGCACGAUUAUAACAAAUAUUAAAAAGUUUGGUUGCAAAUGCCA